Messenger RNA from Fusarium pseudograminearum CS3096, 1506 nucleotides. RefSeq lists its product as uncharacterized. The coding region runs from base 1 to 1506 and encodes 501 amino acids. The record is from RefSeq and is a predicted model, not a curated record. The transcript has a single exon. Gene Ontology annotation, biological process: steroid metabolic process. NCBI's taxonomy places the organism in Eukaryota, Fungi, Ascomycota, Sordariomycetes, Hypocreales, Nectriaceae. Gene Ontology annotation, cellular component: cytoplasm; membrane. Gene Ontology annotation, molecular function: Delta24(24-1) sterol reductase activity; FAD binding.
AUGGAAGCGCAUAAAACUGUCGUCGCGGGUGUUGCAGACAGAGUCAAGCACUUUCACGCCCGCCAAGAACCGUUUCGACUAUACCAUGGAUCGACUAACAGCACGCGGCACUCAAAUCGCCGCGUCGACAACACCGUCGACACGAGCAGACUAAACAAUGUCCUCGAGGUGAACCAGGACUCCAAAACCGUCAUUGUCGAACCAAAUGUCUCCAUGGAAUCUCUGGUCGAUGCGACCCUGCCCCAUGGCCUUGUUCCUCUUGUUGUUAUGGAGUUCCCGGCUAUUACCGUUGGAGGUGGCUUUUCGGGGACUUCGGGAGAGAGUAGCUCUUUUCGCUACGGCGCCUUUGAUGCUACUGUUAAUUGGAUCGAGAUUGUUCUCGCCGAUGGAACCGUUACGCGGGCAUCGAAAGAGGAUCAGCAGGAUUUGUUCUGGGGCGCUGCCUCGGCUUUCGGAACUCUCGGCGUUGUUACUCUGUUGGAGGUGCAACUCAAGGACGCAAAGGAGUUUGUUGAACUAAAGUACAGACUCGCGAGGGGUCCUUCAGAGUCGGUGAAAAUCAUCAAGGAGGAGUGCAGGAGAUGGGACAAUGACUUUGUGGAUGGCAUCGUUUACUCCAAAGACACAACCGUGGUAUGCGCCGGGCGACUUGUGGAUGAGGUUCCAAUAAGCGCAACAACAAGACAGUUGAAUCGAAGGAAAGACAAGUGGUUUUAUCUACAUGUCGAGAAAGUACGAGACGGGUUACGGAUGGGCUCAGUUACGUGCGUUGCCGAUUACAUCCCGUUAAAAGACUAUCUUUUCCGCUACGACAGAGGCGGAUUCUGGGUUGCAAAAUAUGCCUUUGACUAUUUCGUUACGCCCUUCAACCGCGUCACACGAUAUAUCCUGGACCCCCUUCUACGAGCACGCGUCAUGUACUCAGCAGGCCACAAGAGCAACCUGUUUGACUACUACAUGGUGCAAGACGUUGGUGUGCCUUAUAGCAGCGUACCCGAGUUCCAGAACUGGCUGGACAAGCAGUUUAAGAUCUACCCCCUCUGGAUUUGCCCGCUACGCGUGCGGCGCGAAGAGCCAAACUCAGGGCAUGGUUUGCAUGCCGAGUUUGCAAAGUCUGGUACGGCGGAUUUGCUCAAUUUCGGUGUUUGGGGCCCUUUGCAAGGAAAUCGACGAGAUGCCAUUCAACAUAACCGUGCCUUGGAACAAAAGGUGCAAGACUGCGGAGGAAAGAAGUGGCUCUAUGCGCAUGCGUACUACACAGAGGAUGAGUUCUGGUCGCAUUACAACAGAGAGUCUUAUGAUGCGCUGAGAGCAAAGUACGGAGCAUCGUAUUUGCCGAGUGUAUAUGAUAAAGUGAAAGUGGACAUUGAGGGCGACGAAAAGCUGAUGAAGUCGACCGCAAAGACCGGAUGGCCGAUUAAAGGCCUGAAAGGAGUUUAUAAAGCCUUGUUUGGAGGGGAUUAUCUGUUGCAGAAGAAAAGCAACGAAACGUCUGAGCAGAAGUAA